UUGUUGGUGUUUUGAUGAUAACAUUUGAUAAGGAAGGUAAAUUGUCGCCCUUCAAAAAGUUGCAAAAAUGACUAUUUACAAGUUCACGACGAUCGAGAAGAAGCCCGAAAAGAAAGACGACUUUGCAGACGUAGUCACGGUUCCACUGACUGAUGAGAACAAAGAGGCUGCACCCCAAACGCCUGCAUACAUCUUCGUGCGACCUCGCCGUUCCCGUGCCUGUGCAAAUGUCAUCGUGGUGUUCCUAGCACUGGUUGUCAUGGCAGCUGGGAUCAUUGGAGGUAUCUACCUUUACAGACACCUGGAACACAAGGCUACCUAUGGUGUAUAUGGAGUGAGAUAUUAUGACCAAAGUGAAUUUGAGCUAGAACAGGACGGACAACCCAAGUCAGAAUACCAUCGCAUGAAGGAGCAGAAAAAUCACAAGCAGAAGAAGUAUCGUUACAUGAGCGAGUCAGUAGAAGUGACCAACAACAGACUGGAGAAGAUUGAGGUGCCGGAGUUUGAUGAGUGCGAAAAGGCACUGGUACUGCAUGAUUUUGAAAGUAACUUCACUGCCAUUGUGGACCGAGACAAGCAGCGAUGUUUCGUGAUGCAUCUGAACAGGACCCUAGUGGCGCCCCCUAAGGACUGGAUUGACCUGAUAUGGAAACUGAGGAGUGGGUACUAUGUGCCGGAUGCUGUGAUUGUCCGUCAUAAGUACCGCGUUCGUAUCCCACCCAUGAAGGACCUCAGCGAGCUGGGACCAAACAUUGCAGUGGAGUGCGGCAGCUUGCGCACCUACAAACUAGAGCGGAUCGUCGGCAAUAGACGUGUAUGGAAGCGCAGUGCAGUGGGUACAGCGGGUGUGCACGGAGAAACGCAUUACUAUGGCUUCCUUGGAGGACAGAUGGACAAGGGGGCACACGAACUCAACCUAGCCAAAUUUGAGAUCGUGUUUUAAAGUGGGCGAUGCCUGUAGAUUGAUUGACAGGUGUCUAAAUUCCUGGAAAACACCUGUAAAUGUUGUUCUUUUUGGUUUUUAUCGUUACAUUUUAAAUACUGUGGCAAACACUAUUUUGAAGAAGGCCAAAUGUAAAUGAUGCCUUUUGUAAUUACUUCUUUUUGUUGUUGACAAUAUUGUUUUGUGUUUGUGAUUUCAUUUUAUAAACCUCUAUGAAUAUACCAUUUGCAACAUUUUACCCCUAACACUGAUAUGUUUGUUAUUUUUUAGGAACGUAGAAAAUCACAACAGCUCAGUGCAUUAUUAACUUGCAAUGGAAGUGUUUUGUAUUCAUUUUAAGCUUUGGGAGUGAUGAGGUAGAGAAUAAGAACUACAGUUUUUCUUUUAAGGGAUAAAUAUUUUAUUCUUUCCAUCAUUUUCUACAUGUAUAAUUCCCCCUUUUAUCAGCUACAGAUCCGUACUGCAUGUACGCAGGAACUGAACAUUUUAGUGCACCUCCCUGAAUUGUGAAAGCAUAUUAACGCACAAGUAUACAUUGAGUGUGUGCCACUGAAGAUUGUUUGGUUUCCGAGAGUUACAAAUAGUUAAAUGGGCUUCAUAGUACACGUCGUAUGUGCAGGAAAUUAGGCAUGUGUACACCGAACACAACCAGAUUUUACAAAAGCUGACAUGACGCAAGAACCUUUUUGGAAACAAGCAGUCAGCUGUCGGUCAUAAAUGUAAUGGUUUACGGUGGUAUCAAAAUAAUCUUUUCUUGGAAUGCGUGUAGGAAAUGGGUGCAUCUUAAUCAGAAGUGGCUUAGAAAGCUGUUCUGCUGACAACAAACUUAUACCCACCUGGCACAUGUAUUUCCCUGGCACAUUAUGUUCAGUAGCUUAUGUUAACCUGCAACAUCACCACUGACCAAUCAUUGCAGGAUGUUUAGUCACAUGUCUGUGAGCAAAAGGGGAAUCCCCAGUAAAUAGAAUGCAGCCUGAGAAACUGCAGCUUAUGUUUGAUUGGCUUAGAGACCCUGAUUUACUGGAUAUAGUUGAGAGGGCAUUGCCGUUGUUAACUUGUUUUUGUACAGUCUGAUAUGAAUUGAAGUGGAAUAAUUCAAUGUUUUUGAGUUCUUUUCCCCCCCAAAUUCCAAGGAGUUGAUUGUAACAGUUACAGGCAUUGUAAUGUGGCCUAAUGAACAAGCUGUUUUAAAAUACUGACUGGUUAUGUUGAUUAUGUUAAAGCCUGUGAGGAAGUUAAUCACGCCAGGCUAGCUCUGAACAUUUCAGUCAGAAAUAGCAGUGCUUUCUCUAUUGUUUCUUUUUGCUAUGUUUUAUGGAAAAAUUUAAAUGAUAAGUAAUUCUUAUUAAUCCCUUGUACAUAGCUCAGACAUGAUAAAUGUAUUGUUUGUAACUGUGAUUUGUGUUGUAAUUGUUUACUGUUUUACUGUCAGAUUAGGUUUGGGCUAGGAUAUUUGAACUAUGCUGGCAAGAAAAAGUCGCAGACAUAAGAAAACUGUUGUACUUGUGAUGGCUGCUUGUCAGUCAGAAGUGUGUAAUGAGAUGUUUUUGGCAAUUGAUUUAUCCAAGAGAAUGAAUUUUAUCCUGAAGUUUUAGACAGAUCUACAUGUACGAACUCUAUUCACACAAUUUGAUUUGUAGUUUAAACAUGCAGCGCACAAUCAAAUCUCAUUCGGUAGUGAACAAAGGUGAUUAUCAUUGUGUGCUAGCUGCAUAUAUAAACAAAUUAAGCUUCUUAGUGUAUUGACAUGAGUGAUGUACCUAAGGAUUACGGGAAAGCCUCUUUGGCAGCCAACUCUUCAUUAUACAAAGAAUGAAAGGUGAACGUUGAUUCUAUGAGAAUUAGGUCAUGCAAACUAUUCAGUAGAACGCACUAUGAGAAGUUAUUGUUGUAUGAAAAGGAGGGAAAUUUUGUGAAUGGUGAGGAGAAAGGGUGGACUUUGCCAUUGCUCGUUGCUCAUCAGGUAUAAAGUGUCAUACCAGUGUUUAAAUUUGUAUACUGACAGCUACUUGGAUAGUUUUGUUAGUUUCAAUGUGUCAGGCUAUAUAUACACAGACUACAGUCUUAAGGUUAUUAAAUAGUAAAUCAGAGGUCACUAUACCAAUGUUGUUAUGACAAGUUCAGGGCUACAGGUAAUGUCGUGGUAGAUGUACUUGAUAAUAAUUACCUGAGGGUCAAAAUGGAUGUACAUCACCAAUGUUGUAGUUGUAAUUCAUAAAUUACCAAGAAGUCUUAGUUCUAAUUCAUGGAUUACCUUGAAGCCUGUAGUGGUAAUUCAUGGAUUACCAAGAAGUCUGUAAGUGUAAUUCAUGGAUUACCAAGAAGUCUGCUAGUGUAAUUCAUGGAUUACCAAGAAGUCUGUAAGUGUAAUUCAUGGAUUACCAAGAGGUCUGCUAGUGUAAUUCAUGGAUUACCAAGAAGUCUGUAAGUGUAAUUCAUGGAUUACCAAGAAGUCUGUAAGUGUAAUUCAUGGAUUACCAAGAGGUCUGUAAGUGUAAUUCAUGGAUUACAAAGAGGUCUGUAAGUGUAAUUCAUGGAUUACCUACAAUGCUGAAAUUCAUGGAGUAUCCGAAGUGUUAUAUUGGUAACAAAUGUAAAGAUUCAAGUCACUGUAAUGACAACAUUAGUGUAAUGAUUACCAUCGGUGUCAUAAUGGCAUGACAUCAAUGCUUACGACCAGUUGUACUUGUAGUUCACGGAUUUGUGGACUCAAAAUGAUGGCACAAGUUAUCAGUGUAAUUAUUCCAAUGUUAAUUCAAACUCUCCCAGACCACCCAGGUUGUAUUUGCAAAUGUAAUUGUUUCUUCAUAUGCACAGGGGAUAUCUUUGGUCAUAAUCUCCCCUCUCCCACCUCAGCGUUUAGUGAUAUACAUGAAUGUAUACACAGAUGGUGAUGUGUACUUAAAUUGAUUUUAGCAGCUCUGCCAUGUUUGGAUUCCACAAAUCCUGUGAAGAUAUUGUUUAGUGUUGCAUGUUAAUUGCGUUGUAAGGAUCUGCUUUUGUGCGAAUAAAACCGUCUGGGUUAAAACUA
Molecule: messenger RNA, 3974 nt
Organism: Liolophura sinensis
Lineage: Eukaryota; Metazoa; Mollusca; Polyplacophora; Chitonida; Chitonidae
Product: integral membrane protein 2B-like
Exons: 6
Coding region: 68-943 (291 amino acids)
Biological process (GO): negative regulation of amyloid precursor protein biosynthetic process
Cellular component (GO): extracellular exosome; Golgi apparatus; plasma membrane
Molecular function (GO): amyloid-beta binding
Source: RefSeq, a predicted model, not a curated record